Messenger RNA from Corticium candelabrum, 2030 nucleotides. Its product is annotated as leupaxin-like. NCBI's taxonomy places the organism in Eukaryota, Metazoa, Porifera, Homoscleromorpha, Homosclerophorida, Plakinidae. Gene Ontology annotation, biological process: muscle structure development; actin cytoskeleton organization. The record is from RefSeq and is a predicted model, not a curated record. Gene Ontology annotation, molecular function: actin binding; muscle alpha-actinin binding. Gene Ontology annotation, cellular component: filamentous actin; stress fiber; adherens junction. The transcript is spliced from 6 exons. The coding region runs from base 91 to 1677 and encodes 528 amino acids.
UGCUCACUACUGUGCAUUCCAAGAAACCAACGUUGUUCUAAGUUCGACGUACAGGUUUCUUCUCUCUAUCGUGAUUACUUCGACGUCGCGAUGGAUGACCUAGAGGCUCUACUCGCAGACCUUCAGUCGGCAGCUCCUUCCAAGCUGAAUGAUCCUUCGACUGAUUCUCGUCUGAAAGCUGACAGAUCGUCUCUAACUGCCCAGGAAUGGCCUGCGCCUCCUCCUCCGCUCGACGCAGUCGAUGCAGAUCCUCCGGAGGCUGUAGAUGUUCCGGACGCUCCCAAAGAGGAGCCAGAACCUCAAAAUGAUACUAAAGAGAAAGAAAGAGAAGAGAGUCCAAAGAGCGAGGACGAAAAGCCUCCUCCCAUUCCACCAUUACCCAAAGAGUUUCAGCAGGGUCCGACAAUGAAGCCACCGACAUCAACAUCUGCUAAUUUGGCAGAAUUGGACAACCUGCUGGAAGCUCUCAACACCACGCCGUACACGGCGGAAAUUGAUUCUGUUGCAUUGUCACUGACCUCUAACAGAAUUCCUGAAUCUCAGCCACCGGCAACGACAGUGAUGAGUCCAUCACAUGCCAAUGUCAAAGCUCUUCUCUCCGAGUUGGACGACGUCAUUGAGUCAGACAACAAGGCAGCUAGCAAUAACAAUGAUGAUGUCAAGUCGAUGACUGAAAUUAGAGCAAGCACCACUACUGCCACUAAAGAGCUGGAUGCUCUAAUGGCAUCGUUAUCAGACUUUAAAGUGUCAGCAGGUAAGAAAGUAGCUGCUGCAGCUAUUUCUACACCGGUAGCUAACGUUGUUCCACAAACGGCGACGACCGAUGGUGAUGCAGGGGAAAGUACAACAGCUCCGUAUGCGAUUCCCAAGAAAUUAGCUAAAUCAUCAUCAAAAAAGGAAAUAGACUCGAUGCUGGGGACUCUUCAAAGCGACGUAACAGCACACGGUGUUGAUACGACUGCCAAGGGAGUUUGUCCUGCUUGUAAGAAGGCAAUUGUAGGGCAAGUGGUGACUGCGUUGGGUGCGACUUGGCAUCCGGAACAUUUCACGUGCGUGUCCUGUAAUAUGCAGCUGUCACAUCAGACUUUCUUUGAAAGAGACGGCCGGCCAUACUGCGAGAAGGAUUAUCACGACCUUUUCUCACCAAGAUGUGCCUACUGCAGCGGACCAGUUCUUGAUAGUUGCAUCACUGCUAUGGGAAAAACAUGGCAUCCUGAUCAUUUCUUCUGUUCUCACUGUGGCCGACCGUUUGGCACAGAAACGUUUCACGAGAAGGAUGGCAAAGCCUACUGUGAAAAGGAUUAUUUUGAGUUGUUUGCACCUCGUUGUGGGGCAUGCAACAAACCGAUUAUGGAAGGCUUUGUGUCAGCCAUCAAUCAGCAGUGGCACACAGAAUGUUUUGUGUGCUGGGCUUGUAAGAAGGCAUUUGCAGGUGGCAACUUCUUUGAGCACGAGAACAAGCCGUUCUGUGAGUUUCACUACCACGAACGUCGAGGUAGUCUUUGCUACGGCUGCCAUAAGCCAAUCCUUGGUCGAUGCAUCACAGCAAUGAGCAAGAAAUUCCACCCAGAACACUUUGUCUGCGCUUUCUGUCUCAAGCAAUUGAACAAAGGAACAUUCAAAGAGAGUCACGAAAAGCCGUACUGCCAUCCAUGCUUUAUCAAGUUGUUUGGCUAGAAGCAAACGGCUUUGAGUGCCGAAGGAGACUUGUAGGAAUCAAAUUUACUGAUAGACUUUGACAUUUAGACUUUGGAGUUGACUGUUUUGUUACAGUUUCGGGAUGGAAAAGAGGGAUUUUAUGUCAGGUGGGGAAGUGUGAUUAUUAUGAUAGGAUAUUGCAUACGAUCUGUUGAUUUGUCAUUGUUGUCUGUUCCACUCAUUUCAUUUUUGCCCAUUAGGCAUUUUUAUUGGUAUGGAAUCGGGUUGAUGUGGUAUCUUGUUAAUUAAAACGACUAAAAGUAUGCCGACUAUCCAGUUUCUACUGUAGAUGCCAGUUGUCUACAGGAAGUAAUCUGGGAUAGGUUUCUUCA